AUGUCGCAGCACGACGACGCAGCUUCCCAGCACUCGACCGAGGCGUCGCUCAAGGAAAGGCGGCCGUCUCUUACCGACUCCGAUGUUGAUGAUACGGCCACUGAGCAGGACACCUUCGAAGACGCCGUCGACGCCGCAUCUGUGCGAUCCUUGACCAAGAGAUCCAUUCGAUCUGUUUCUGCUACAAAGUCUCAACCUCCCCCGCCAGAGCGGGAUGCCUCUGAAUCUGAGGCUGGGAGCGACGAGGAGGAAGAAGUAGAAUCAGCCAAGGAAGAGGAAAAGCCAGAGCCUCCUUCACGUGGCUCAACUCCAUUGUCACACCGCGUCUCCAAUAUCUCCAACACAUCAAAUCUCGACGUUGUUAACUUGGAUGACGAUGAUGCUUCCCCACAGAACAAAGAGCCCAAAAGCCCUUCCGAGAAGGGCCAACUAAGCAGAACAACUUCUCUAACCAACAACAAUGUCACGACUCCAGCCCCCUCAUCGCCGGUGAAGAGUAUAGCGUCUGCCGUCGUAACCACUGCUGCCGCUGCCGCCAGCCCUGCCCCUGUACCAGUUGGCAGGAAACUCACCAGCCCCUUCUCCUGGCUAUCCAGGAAUUCUAGUAAAGACAAAGAUGUCAGUGCGGCACCGGCAACUCAGACAUCAGCGAGAAGAAACACCACUAGCUCCGUCGCUACAAACGGUAGCAACUCUGAAAUGAUGCUGAGCAAGCUCGAAGAAGAACGUGAGGGCGAUGGUAAAGCUACAAACCGGAAUAGUCUCAAAGAUCGAUUCAAGGUGCUUCGGCUGCAACAGGAAAAUGGCGCCCCGCUCACCGUGAACACUGAUGACAUUCCAAAAGAGAGCGGAGAUGGAGAGACAAUUGCAGUAGUGGACUUGCCACCCAAGUCCCCUCUGCCCCCUCCAAGCGCAAGCUUGGCACCAGGAACGGCAUCCGGUAUCAAUGUUGGCCCGUCAGAGGUGGACCAGUCACAGGUUGAUUGGGAUCUUUGGCAAACCGUAGUCUACGAAGGCCCGGCUGCCGUUGCGCGAUCAAGUGCUGAGGACCUGAACAGGGCUAUUGCUACGGGCAUUCCCAGCGCCAUCCGUGGCGUCAUUUGGCAAGUGCUGGCACAGAGCAAGAAUGAAGAUUUAGAAGGGGUCUACAAAGAUCUAGUUACUAGGGGAACAGAGAAAGACAACCGAAAUCGACACAGCAGCAGCACGGCAGCAAGCAGCUUCAGCAACGCAAAUCUCAGUGUGCAGAGUGGUGAGGGCGUAGCAUCAUCCGCAUCGUCUGUCAAUUCUGAACUGUCAGGCGGCUCAGGACCAAAGGCGGACAAAAAGACGGAUAAGACUGCUGAGGCCAUCGCUAAGGCGCAAGCAGCAGCUGUGACAGAAAGGAUGCGCAAAGAGAAGGAAGAUGUUGAGGCUAUCCAGAGGUUGGAGAAAGUAAUUCGUCGUGACCUUGGCGCUCGCACCAGCUACUCCAAGUAUGCGGCUGCUGCAGGGCUUCAAGAGGGUCUUUUCGGGGUCUGCAAAGCUUAUGCUCUUUUCGAUGAAGGUGUGAGCUAUGCUCAGGGCAUGAAUUUCCUGAUCAUGCCACUGCUUUUCAAUAUGCCAGAGCAAGAAGCAUUCUGCUUGCUUGUCCGCCUGAUGAACCACUACGGCUUGCGAGAUCUCUUCAUUCACGACAUGCCUGGACUUCAUCGAAACCUGUAUCAGUUCGAGCGGCUACUGGAAGAUCUUGAACCUGCGCUGUAUUGCCACCUUCAUCGGCGAGGCAUAUCUCCUCAUCUCUAUGCCACACCUUGGUUCCUCACACUCUUUGCUUACCGCUUCCCUCUCCAACUUGUAUUAAGAAUCUACGAUUUGAUCCUCUCGGAGGGUCUAUCAGCCAUCAUUCGAUUCGGUAUUGUUCUGAUGCAAAAGAAUACCCAAACUUUGUUGGAGAUCUCCGAUAUGCAGCAGCUCACCACCUAUCUUAAAGAUAGGCUUUUUGAUGUAUACAUCGACAAAGACCCUAGCCAAGGCAGUCUUUUGGAGAAUGGCUUCUUUGGCAGCUCUAGCUCAGGCGCCGAUAAGGAGAUUUACAGAGCAGACCAGCUGGUGAGGGAUGCUUGCGAAAUCAAGCUCACUGCAGAGCUUCUCGAAGGAUAUACUGCGGAGUGGGAAGAAAAGACAAAGCUUGAGAAAGAACGAGACACAGAGCUCAAGGAUCUCCGAACUACUAGCCAGAGUCUUACAAUCAAAGUUCGAAAAUUGGAAGAGAGGGUUGAAGUCUGUGAUCGCGAGCAGGCUGACCUUGCCACAGAGCUUGUUCAUACAAAGGUUGAGAAUGACGAACUCAAGGACGAGAAUGACGCUCUCAAGAACCAAGUUCGGGAGCUCAAGAAUGUGCUUGAGAGGCAGCCGUUGGAGAUGGAAGAGACGUGGAAACUCGAGCGUGAUGAUUUGAUGAAGCGUAAUGAGAAGGUGCAUCUGGAGAACGAAAAAGUUGAAAAAGAGUUGGCCGAACUGGAAGAGGAGCUGGUGCAGACAAAGUUGCGAUAUGCAGAGAUAUCUUCUCAACACGACGCUCUGACUCGCAAGUGGGCUGACUUGAAGCGCCAGUUUGCUUAA
Messenger RNA from Trichoderma gamsii, 2604 nucleotides. RefSeq lists its product as hypothetical. Bases 1 to 2604 code for a protein of 867 amino acids. The transcript is spliced from 4 exons. Lineage: Eukaryota; Fungi; Ascomycota; Sordariomycetes; Hypocreales; Hypocreaceae. The record is from RefSeq and is a predicted model, not a curated record.